AUGUCGUUCCCUCAAGCUACCCCCAUGAGGCCUGUGCCUGGCGCCUUCCUCAACACGCCUGCCGUUGUCUCACGAUACCAGUCUGGAGGUGCCUCGUCGGAUCCUACGCGUAGGCAACUGUUCCCACCGUCGGCACCUUCUGAGCAGCUGGGCGGCACUCCAGUGGCAUCUUCUGCUGCUGCCUCUGGGCCCAAUCCUAUCACGUCCGUGGCUAUGACGGCGACAGGAGGAGCUGUGGCAUCGACGGCCGUGACGCCCAUUGCUCCGCCGAGGGCAGAGACGGUGGCACCCGUCAUCAAGGCUGCUAGGGCUGUCAAUCAGUGUCUGCAGUCGGAUGAGAACUUCCCCGAUCUCGAUUCGUACAUCAGACAAGGAGUCUCCGCCGACUAUGAACUGUCCAGCCCCGAUGCGGCUUCGGCGCCCUUCCACAAGACAAACAUGUUCCCGAUACCGAACCAGGUCUUUGACCACUACAACUCGGGCAAGCUCCAGACGCUCAUGGGCCUGUUUGCCGAGAUCAGCCACGCCUGGGUCGUCAUCGACAACUCCAUCUUCCUGUGGGACUACACGCUCAGCGACCCGGAGCUGAUCGGCUUCGAGGACCAGCCGCACACGAUCCACGCCGUCGCCCUGGUGCCGCCCAAGCCGGGCAUCUUCGUCGACUCCAUCAACUACAUCUUGGCCCUGGCCACGUCGGCCGACAUGAUCUUGCUGGGCGUGUCCGUCACCACCACCCCGGCCGGCACGCGGUCCGUGGCCCUGUACCAGACCAAGAUGACGCUGCCCCUGCGCGGCACCGACGUGCGCAUCAUCGCCGGCUCCGCCGACGGCCGCAUCUUCUUUGGCGGAAGCAACGAGGUCGACGUCAACGAGCUCUACUACCAGUCCGAGGAGAAGUGGUUCUCCAAUCGCUGCGGCCGCAUCAACCACACCAACCCAGGCUGGUCGUCCAUCAUGACGCUUCAGUCGUCCUUCUGGGUCAACAAGGCCCCUGAGCACCUCGUCGACAUUGUCAUCGAUGACUCGCGCAACCUCAUCUACACCCUCUCCAGUGCCUCCACCAUCCGCACCUACCACAUGGAGCCGCCCAGCGGGCUCAAGAACGUCAUCGUCAAGGAGAAGAUCAGCUGCGUCCGCGAUAUAACACACAUGACGGACGACGCCAAGCUCCUCUCCAGCCGCAUGGAGAUCGUCUCCAUCAGUCCCAUCGCCAAGCAGGAGGCCUCCAAGCUGCACCUCAUGGCCCUGACCAACACGGGCUGCCGUCUCUUCCUUAGCGCCACCAACGCCUCGGCAUUCUAUAGCUCCUCUUCCAACCUCGCCCCCCAGAGCAUGCAGGUUCAGUUCAUCAAGUUCCCCACCCAGGAUGUCGCCCGGAGGCUCGCCAUGGCCGGCUCCGAGCUGCAGACCCUCAAGCCCAGUCGCCAGGGCUACCGCUUCCCGCCCGGAUACUUCCUCGACUUUGUCAGCAACGGCGUCGACAACACCGACUCCCUCUUCCUCGCCGCCCCCGAGACGGGCCGCAUCAAGAGUGUCUCGGCCCUGUCCACGGUCAAGUACCCCGAGAGUGCCAACUGGAUCGACAUUGGCAGCCGCGCCGAGGCCGUCGGCCUGACCACCAAGCCGUUCUCCGCCGCCGCCCAACCCGUCGGUUUCGGUAACGAGCUGGCCGUCCAGUUCGAUGAAGACCCUACCGAGUUUGCCGUCCUGACCAAUACAGGCGUCCACGUCAUCCGCAGGAGGCGCUUCGUCGACAUCUUCGCCUCCACCAUCCGCUCUGUCGUCGGCGAUGAGGGCUUCGACCAGGUCGCCCGCCGCCUCAUCCAGGCCUACGGCCGUGUCGAGACCGUCUCGGCCGCCCUGGCCGUCGCCUGCGGGCACGGUGGCGACUCGAGGCCCGGCGCUCCCCGCGCCAUCGACCAGAUAACCGAGGACCGCGCUCGCGGCGUCUUUGUCGACUACGGCGGCCAGCCCACCAUCACCGAGACAGACGGUACCGUGCUGACGACGGACUCAGUCAAGCUGUCGUCGCGCCAUGACGCCCUCGUCCUGUAUCUGGCGCGUCUGGUCCGCACGCUGUGGCGCGCACCCGUCGUCGAGCUGGGUCCCGCGCCCACGGGUGGCAUCGCCGUCAGCUCGUCCAUCCCGCUGCCCAAGCUGGGCGAGGUGCAGGAGUACGUCGAGCGCCUGCGCAGGUUCCUGCACGCCAACCGGGGGCUCAUCCAGGGCCUCUCGGGACCGUCCGACCUGCAGAGGGCAUCCUCGCGGCAGGAGGAGGUUGCGCUGCAGGCCGAGCACCAGGCCCUGCACGCGCUGCAGACGCUCAUGGAGAGCAUCUCGGAGGGUAUCUCGUUUGUCCUGAUGCUCUUUGACGAGCGCGUGGCCGACAUCUACACGCGCCUGGACGGCCCGGCCCAGGAGCAGUUCAAGGUGCUGACAUACGCGGAGCUGUUCGCCGACUCGGAUGGCAAGGAGCUGGCCAAGCUGGUGGUCAAGGCGAUUGUCAACCGCAACAUCGAGAGCGGUUCCAACGUGGAGACGGUGGCGGACGCCCUGCGGCGACGGUGCGGCAGCUUCUGCAGCCCGGACGACGUGGUCAUCUUCAAGGCGCAAGAGCAGCUCAAGCGCGCCUCGGAGCAGCCCCCCAACACGAGCCAGUCUCGCGCCCUGCUGGCCGAGAGCCUCCGGCUAUUUGAGAAGGUGGCGGGCAGCUUGUCGCCGGCCAACCUCCAAUCGGCCGUGGCGCAGUUUGUCGAGCUCAAGUACUACGCCGGUGCGAUCCGGCUGUGCCUGGUGGUGGCGCACGAGAAGGAUCGCGGCAACACGGCCCUGUCGUGGGUCAACGACGGGCGCCCCGCGUCGGACCCCCGCGCAGCGGCCUACAACGAGCGCAAGCGCUGCUACGACAUGGUCCACGAGGCCCUCAGCCACGUCGAUGCGGCGGCGGCCCGCGAGCCCGAGCUAGUCGACGGCAAGCUCACCCUCAUGGCCACCAAGCGCCUCGAGGCGUACGGCGUCGUCAACAACUCGGAUGACCAGGUCUUCCAUUUUGACCUGUACGCCUGGUACGUCAGCCAGGGCUGGACGGAUCGCAUCCUGGCCAUCGACUCCCCUCACGUGGUCACGUUCCUCAAGCGCCUCGCGUCCACCGACGUCCAGCACGCCGACCUCCUCUGCCGCUUCUACACCAACCGCAGCCGCUUCUUCGACGCCGCAGAGGUCCAGGUCCAGCUGGCCACGUCGGACUUCCCCCUGGGCAUCAAGGACCGCAUCAGGCUGCUUAGCCUCGCCAAGGCCAACGCCAACGUCUCGACCGUGGGCGUCAGCCGCCAGCAGCAGCAGCUGCUCAACCACGAGGUGUCGGAGCUGCUGGAGAUUGCCAACAUCCAGGAUGACCUGCUGGAGAGGCUCCAUGCCGAUGUGCGCUUUGAUGAGGAGAGGCGUGUCCAGGUUACACGUGAUCUUGAUGGAAAGAUUGAAGAUCUAUCAACGCUCUUCAACAGCUACGCCGACCAAGCCGGCUACUACGACCUUUGCCUGCUCAUCUACCACGCAGCCGACUACCGCACGUCAACGACGAUUGCGGGGACGUGGACCAACCUGAUCCACCAGGUGCACGAUGAGGUCCUGCAGAGCCGGGAGUCGGCGGACCCAACCUCGCUGUCCACGACGCCGAUGCCCUACGAGGCGGUGUCGUCCAAGAUCCAGACCAUAGCGCACCACCUGUCCCUGGACAGCUUCGUGUUCCCCAUCCCCACGCUGCUUCCGGAGCUGUGCCGGUACGCCGUAGCUGAGGGCCAGGACCGCAGCAUCGGCGCGGACCCGUGCUGGCCGGUCCGACUGUUCCUCACGCUUGGCGUGUCGCACGACAUGGUGGUCCGCGUCCUCGAGGGUGUCUUCGAGACGGAGGACUGGGGCUUCAGGGGAGCCACGCGCAGCCGUGUCAUCGAACUCAUCGUAUUCGCCGUGGGUGAUUGGGUGGCUGAUGUGCGUCGUCGCGGAGGUACCGGCAAGGGCGGGGCCAUCGGCCCCGCUGUCGGGGAGCUCCUGCAGAAGUGCGAGACCGAGCUCCCCGCUCCCGGGAGGGGGCAGAACCCCGGCGGCGCAGACCUGGCUGAUAUCAGGGCGGCGCUCAGGUCGUUGAGGAGAGAGGUUGCUGGGUUGGUGGAGAGGCUACCUGUGGGUAGUAUGCGGUUCAUGUGA
Messenger RNA from Geosmithia morbida, 4203 nucleotides. RefSeq names its product nuclear pore complex protein Nup155. The transcript has 3 exons. Gene Ontology annotation, molecular function: structural constituent of nuclear pore. The record is from RefSeq and is a predicted model, not a curated record. Gene Ontology annotation, biological process: protein localization to nuclear inner membrane; transcription-dependent tethering of RNA polymerase II gene DNA at nuclear periphery; RNA export from nucleus. NCBI's taxonomy places the organism in Eukaryota, Fungi, Ascomycota, Sordariomycetes, Hypocreales, Bionectriaceae. Gene Ontology annotation, cellular component: nuclear pore inner ring; nuclear pore. Bases 1 to 4203 code for a protein of 1400 amino acids.